AUGGAGCGCAAGGAUCGAAAGCGAAAGGCACUUGAAUCGUUUUUGGUCUCGGAGAGGAUCACUGAACUUACGUCCGAGCUAAAGAAGAACGAUGCGGCACUACGAGAAGAAAUUCAAGAGCUUCAUGAUGAGGUCAAUAGUCUGAAGAAAGAUCUAGAAAGCAAAAGUGAAGAAUCUGCUCGGUUUCAAGCCGAAGCGGAAUUCCUUCAUCCUGAUGCUGUGGUGGAUCGUGUCCGAACCAAAUUAUGGCACCAUGGUGACCUUAGUCUUCUUCGUAAAGCCAUUGAUCCGAGAACACGUGUGCUUCGUGUGACGGAAAGCCGAAGUGAUCGAAGUCUCUACAUUUGUGAUACCACGCCAAAAAAAGCGGGUAGCAAGGCACAUUUGAAUGAUAGCAAAGUACAUGAGUUUUCACCAAAACACGAGUGUGAGGACACGUUACCAAUGGUGACGAAGAUAACCGAACCCGUAGAAGAUUCAAAUUAUGCGGUGGAAGCUCUAGAAUCGAAUGCAAUGGACUGUGGGGAUGUUUCAUCCGUGUCAAAAGAUAUUGUACAGACCAAGCCAUGGCCGUCGCAGGACAUGGCAGAGACUCAAGUCGUAUUGCAACAGGAUAGUCGUAUACAAGACACUAUGCAAAAGGACGUGUUGAAAGUCAUUUAA
This is a messenger RNA of Peronospora belbahrii, 663 nucleotides long. NCBI's taxonomy places the organism in Eukaryota, Oomycota, Peronosporomycetes, Peronosporales, Peronosporaceae. The record is from the annotation of a GenBank genome assembly.